GCGGGAGUCAGUCUGGCCAUUUCUGAGUAGGAUGGCGCUGCUGCUGCUGCUGACUGACGUGCUGGUCCUGCUAGCCGUGUGCAGACCCACAUUACAGGGAGGGGUCUUCUUGCCUGCUGGAGCUGCGGUAGGAACUGAAGCAAGACCAGGGCUGGGAGCUGGAGGACUGGCCACAGGGGCCCAAGGUUUAGGUACUGGACUGGUACCUGGUGGAGUAGGAACUGGUGGACUACUGCCUGGUGGGAUAGGACCUGGUGGAGUAAUACCUGGUGGACUGAUUCCUGGUGGAGUUGGAGCUGGUGGUCCAGGUGGCCUGGGACUUGGAGCAGGGGUUGGUGUUAAACCUGGCAAGACAGGUGUAGGUACUGGACUGGUACCUGGUGGAGUAGGACCUGGAGGUCUAUUUCCUGGUGGAGUAGGACCAGCUGGUGUCGGAAUUGGUGGACUAGGACCUGGUGGACUACUGCCUGGUGGAGUAGGACCAGGUGGAGUAAGACCUGGUGGACUGAUUCCUGGUGGAGUUGGAGCUGGUGGUCUAGGUGGCCUGGGACUUGGAGCAGGGGUUGGUCUUAAACCUGGCAAGACAGGUGUAGGUACUGGAUUGGUACCUGGUGGACUAGGACCUGGUGGAGUUUUGCCUGGCGGAGUAGGACCAGCUAGUGUCGGAAUUGGUGGACUAGGACCUGGUGGACUAGUGCCUGGAGGAUUAGGACCUGGUGGACUCAUUCCUGGAGGAAUUGGCACUGGUGGCCCAGGAGGCCUGGGGCUGGGACCAGGUGUUGGUGGCAAGCCUGGCAAGACAGGCGAGUUAUUAUCUGAGUUCUGCAACCUUAUUGUCUCCGAGAGACUAUCAUAGAGAUUUCUGUCUGUUUUUUAGCAUUGUGUCAUUGGGUUUGGGUCCAAGGUGUUCGUACAAGAGUGAUACCUGGUGGAUUAGAUCCAAGUGGAUUAGGAGCUUGUGAAGUAGCAAAAACUUCACACAUCUCCAAGAUAGUGGACAGGAUUCUUUUCUGCUCUCCAUGGGAGUUGCUCUGCUGCAGCCACCCACAGGUAGGCUGCACGCAUAAGAAAGCGGAUGGAGGAAAGCCUUUGGGAGCAUUAACAUUGGCGGGGAACCAUUGGGGUCUACCCUGUUGGGUAUUGGAAUUGGUGUGCUGCUGAGGGUCGCUCGCUGCAUGGCAGCACUUAGGACUUAAUUUGCGGCAGCCCAUCUGGGUAAACACGUCU
Paramormyrops kingsleyae is the source of this 1227-nucleotide messenger RNA. The record is from RefSeq and is a predicted model, not a curated record. Lineage: Eukaryota; Metazoa; Chordata; Actinopteri; Osteoglossiformes; Mormyridae.